AUGGGACUGCUUCAGUUUAUAAAGGACUAUUUUAUUGGAUUCUUGGACUAUGAGACCCCCAAGGUAAUGGUGGUUAAAAACAAAAAACUUGGAGUCAUAUAUAGAGGGGUUCAGUUUCUUGUGAUCACCUAUUUCAUCUGGUAUGUCUUUAUCAGUCAGAAAGCCUAUCAGGACAGUGAGACGAGGCCAGAGAACUCAGUCUACACUAAGAUGAAAGGCACAGCACUGCAGGGGGACCACGUUCUGGACAUGGUAGAAUACGUCCGACCCUCAGAGGGCGGUGACGUGAUCAGCACAAUACUGAGACGAGUGGUCACACACAACCAGAGGCAAGGCACGUGUGCUGAGCAUUUUACCGUUCCCAAUGCCAACUGCUCAAAGGACUCGGACUGCAUCUCAGGAAAAGUGGACUUUGAUGGCAAUGGACAGAGAACUGGGCGCUGUGUUCCUUACUAUAACCAGACCUUCAAGACCUGUGAGAUUCAGACUUGGUGUCCUAUUGAGGACUAUGCGGCAAUACGGGAGCCGGCAUUAGCAGAGGCCAUCAAUUUCACUGUUUACAUCAAGAAUGCCAUCCAUUUCCCCAAAUUUAAAGUGUUUAGAGGAAACAUCAAACCAAACAAACGAAAUGGGCAGAAAUAUCUGAAUAAGUGUCAUUACAAUGAGGAGAAACACCCCUACUGCCCCAUCUUCCGGCUGGGUUACAUCGCAGAACAGGCCAGGGAGAAGUUCAGCGAGCUUUGCAGGACUGGGGGAGUGAUUGGAGUCUUCAUUAACUGGAAGUGUGAUCUUGACCUGGACCCCUCGGAGUGUAAACCCACAUACUCAUUCCGUCGCCUGGACCUUCGGAAGAACCUGCCCAGCUCUGGUUACAACUUCAGAUUUGCCAAGUAUUACAGCAAAGAUGGAGAAGAGUUCCGGACACUUAUCAAGGCCUUUGGGAUUCGUCUUGAUGUAAUAGUUCACGGAAAUGCUGGACAAUUCAGCAUAAUCCCAACUAUCAUCAACACAGUGACAGCCAUGACAUCAGUUGGAAUAUGUUCCAUUAUCUGUGACUGGAUCAUGCUCACUUUCAUUGACAAGAACGCUAUCUACAGUGGCAGAAAGUUUGAUGAUGACAGUAAAGUUCCCAAACCCAGCCAGACCUUCACACUUCCCACAGAAUUCACCAUCAUCAGCUAUGGCUCCACCCACUCAGACCUGUCGGAGGGAGUGGCCCUGUGACAUCCCAUCCCCACAGUGCCCUCUGGCCACAUCAGUCUUUGGCCACAUGCAUGGAUGAUGUUCUUCCUCAGACACCUGACUGCUGAUCAGAUGGAUGGGACAGACAGACGACCUUUCCCCCCAAGCAGUUUCAGAUGUCCUCAGAGAGACCUCCUUGAUGGGUCAACUUCUGUCCCUGCGGGAU
Molecule: messenger RNA, 1408 nt
Organism: Oncorhynchus tshawytscha (Chinook salmon)
Lineage: Eukaryota; Metazoa; Chordata; Actinopteri; Salmoniformes; Salmonidae
Product: P2X purinoceptor 2-like
Exons: 12
Coding region: 1-1224 (407 amino acids)
Biological process (GO): response to ATP; monoatomic cation transmembrane transport
Cellular component (GO): plasma membrane; nuclear inner membrane
Molecular function (GO): ATP binding; purinergic nucleotide receptor activity; extracellularly ATP-gated monoatomic cation channel activity
Source: RefSeq, a predicted model, not a curated record